Messenger RNA from Lytechinus pictus (painted urchin), 3377 nucleotides. Its product is annotated as PAN2-PAN3 deadenylation complex catalytic subunit PAN2-like. The transcript is spliced from 23 exons. The record is from RefSeq and is a predicted model, not a curated record. Gene Ontology annotation, biological process: nuclear-transcribed mRNA poly(A) tail shortening. Lineage: Eukaryota; Metazoa; Echinodermata; Echinoidea; Temnopleuroida; Toxopneustidae. Gene Ontology annotation, cellular component: PAN complex; P-body. Gene Ontology annotation, molecular function: poly(A)-specific ribonuclease activity; protein binding; nucleic acid binding. Bases 21 to 3377 code for a protein of 1118 amino acids.
UCUACCUCAUCAUUUACAGGAUGGCGUUCCCUCCCCCUGGCGAGCUGGAGUAUGGACCAGCCCAUGACUUUACCAAUGAAUACCACAGCCUCGGUGGUGUGCGGCCUCCGAUGAUGGUAGAAGGGGGCUACGGACCAGAGGAUCAUGGCGGCCCACCCGUCGUGGAGGACUAUGUCAAUGGGAGUCACAGUCAACUUCACAUAGGGAACAGUGGGAUGUACCAGGAGCUCCGGAGUGUGAUGGUGGACGGGGGCGACAGGUUUGGGGUCUCCACCAUCAUGGCUGAUACGCAAGAAGAACUCGUCUGGGUCGGAAACCAAGGGGGUCACGUGACAUCAUACUACGGCUCCCAGAUGCAAAAGUACACAUCAUUCCAGGUACACCCGACCAACCCCAUCCGAGACAUAUCCACCUUCCCUGGCGGUGUCCUUUCGCUCUACAGCAACGGCCUCCGCUGCAAUGCCAGGCAAGGCACGAGAGUGUUUGAUUGCAAGAGUGAGGACUUUCAGAACAUGCAGAGCAUGCUGGUAUUGAGCGACACCCGUCUUCUUCUGGGUGGGCAUCAGGAUCGGUUGGUGGAGGUUGACCUGGGGUCGGGGGUUCAAACUGUCACCCACCCUACCGAUAAAGUGGGCGUGGCCAUCAUGAGACCCGAUCAGAGGUUCAUCUGCUGCGGGGAACCAUCGGGACACGUUCAGCUAAGAGAUCCAGCAACCAUGAAGAUUGAGCAUACAUUAGAAGCCCAUCGAGGUGCUCUCUCUGAUUUCGAUGUCAUUGGGAACCAGCUCAUCACUUGUGGUUUUGGAGAAAGGUUAGGAACGCUGAGUGUUGAUAGAUUCCUAAUGGUCUUUGACCUUCGAACCAUGCGACCCAUGGCUCCUCUUCAUGUUCCAAUAGAACCCAUCUUCCUGCGUUGCAUGGCUACCUACGCAAACAGGAUCAUCAUCUUGGAUCAGAGUGGUCAGUUUCAGAUCCUUGACCCUGGUGGUCUGGUGACCCCUGACAUGAUGCUCUUGUAUCAGGUCAACAUUGCGGGUGAUAUGGUCAUGGACUUCGAUGUCUCCAGCAACAGUAGCUCUUUGGUGUUCGGUGACUCGGGAGGUUGUUGUCAUUUAUGGUCAAGCAGUAACGAGGAGGUCACAUUUAAUAACUUCUCCACUGAAACUGAGUUUGCCGAGCCUGUUGUACCCAUGCACCCUAUACCUUUCAGUGAUGAUCUGGCAUAUUUCGCUACCAUCCCCAUGCCUUACUGUGAAGAGGAACCACUCCUAUCAGAUUGGCCUGCUGACUUGUGUAGAGUGAACAUGAGGCAACCCCCGCCCAUUGAUUCGGAGAUCCUUCGCAGCAUGAAGCUGGUCCAGUUCAUCGGUUACGCUCCAAACACCGGGGGGAGACGGAGGAACCAGGUAGCUUACAAGGACGUCACAGGAGGAAGCAAGAAGACGGGCAAAGAUACAGUACCGGAGAGUCCCUCUGGUAGAUCAGAGGACCCAUUGAUGUUCAUGGUUCCCAAGCCUUACAGGAAAGUAGAGAUCAAGUAUUCCAAGCUGGGCAUCGAUGACUUUGACUUCAGACAUUACAAUCGGACAAACUUUGCUGGCCUUGAGCCCCACAUUCCAAAUGCCUACUGCAACUCUAUGCUACAAGUAUUAUACUUUGUGGAGCCCCUUCGCUGUGCACUGGAAACCCACACAUGCUGCAAGGAGUUCUGCCUGGCCUGCGAAAUGAGCUUCCUCUUCUAUAUGUUUGACUUGUCAAAGGGACAGACCUGCCAGGCAAGUAAUUUCUUGAGAGCAUUCCGCACCAUUCCAGAGGUUUCUGCCCUUGAGCUCCUCCUAGGUGAUGCUGAGGAGUCAACAGGAAAGGCCAACUUCCCUCGUCUUAUCCAGAGCUGGAACAGAUUCGUGCUAGCCCAGAUCCUGCAGGAAACAUCUGAUCCAGCCACAGACGAGGAUGAAGAAGAAGAGAGUGAGGUCAAGAAAGAGAAACCAUUAGCUCACCUUGGAGAAAGGGUCUCCCGUCUCUUUGAAGCGAAGGUUGAUAACACCAACGCCUGCAAGGUAUGCAGCAAGGAGACCGUCCGAGAGGCAUCCACCAUGGUCGUCACCCUCACCUACCCGGAAGCUAUCGCCGCAGCUGCCCAGGGAAAGGAAGUGAAGGAGCAGAGCUUUGUGUCAGUAUUACAAUGCAGUAUGAACAUAGAACAGUCCACACAGGCCUGGUGUGACGACUGCCAACGAUAUCAACCAUCCAUGCAAAUCCGGAGCUACAAGAGACUGCCGGAUGUCAUCACAAUCAACUGUAAUCUAGAAACUCAGUCGGAUGAGAACUUCUGGAGGAAACAAGAACAGUUAUGUGGAGUAAAUUACGACCACCAGAAAGAGACGGCACAGAGUCAAGUGAAGGCUUGUCGUUAUGGAUUAAACUGUACAAGGGCGGAUUGUAGAUUCAGGCACGACACCCCGAGUGCUGACAGAGCAGAAGUUGAGAUGACGUCUUGGUUACCUCUGUACAUCAAGAUUAGACUUUCUAAAGAUCGCAAGGUUGAAAUCAAGGAAAUCAAGCCUGAGGGAGAUCGGGUAGACGAUAUCGAUGAUGAGGGCUACGUGACCUACUACCUUCAUGCCAGCGUGGGUCAUAUCCGUGACCCCAGGUCAGGGGGCAACCUGGUUGCUCAUGUCAACGUCGGCAAGACCUACCAUAAAAGGAAAGAGGGUGUAACUCACAUGCAAUGGUAUAUCUUCAAUGACUUCUCCAUCCAACCUAUUGAUAAGUUUGAUGCUACUCAAUUCAACUUGGACUGGAAGGUCCCCUGUGUGCUGUACUACAUGAGGAACGAUUUAACAAGCCAUUAUGACAUCACAAUUACCAACCCUAUCAUAGCCAGUUGUCUGCAGCCCAGUGGUAUCUCUAAGGGUUCAGGGUUCAAGCCUCACAUGACGUUCACACCCCUCGGUCAAGAUGAGGUCAUCGGUGAAGGGUUCCUAGUUGGCUUGGAUGCUGAGUUUGUCUCCCUUAAUCAGGAAGAGGCAGAGAUCCGAAGCGAUGGAACCCGCUCUACGAUCAAACCCAGUCAGAUGUCCGUGGCUAGGAUAACAUGCGUUAGAGGACAAGGCGACCUCGAGGGGGAGCCCUUUAUCGAUGACUACAUCUCCACGCAAGAGCAGGUUGUGGACUAUCUAACACGCUUCUCAGGUAUCAAACCAGGCGACCUGGAUGCAACAAUAUCAUCCAAGCACCUCACCACCUUGAAGGCAACGUAUCUCAAGCUACGCCACCUCUUGGACAUGGGCGCCACCUUUGUCGGUCAUGGACUGCGGAAAGAUUUCAGGGUCAUCAAUCUUUUGGUGAGUCACACAACAGUGUGUCUUAUUUAG